Molecule: messenger RNA, 1318 nt
Organism: Abrus precatorius (Indian licorice)
Lineage: Eukaryota; Viridiplantae; Streptophyta; Magnoliopsida; Fabales; Fabaceae
Product: ACT domain-containing protein ACR9-like
Exons: 6
Coding region: 56-1318 (420 amino acids)
Source: RefSeq, a predicted model, not a curated record
CUUAACCUCAACCUCAACCAAAACCAACCAUCUUCAGUUUUGGUUUCUCGCUCCUAUGAUGGGAGUGUCGGGUGGCGAUGAUGACAUUGUUCAAAUCCGGCAACCCGACAAACCCGGCGAUCCUUUCAUCAUCACCGUCAAUUGCCCCGACAAGACCGGUCUCGCUUGCGAUAUCUGCAGAAUCAUUCUCGAUUUCGGGCUCUGCAUUGCCAAAGGAGACGUUUCAACUGAUGGCGCGUGGUGCUACAUUGUAUUUUGGGUGAUUCCACGCUCUGUGUUGCUUCCUGUGACUUCUUAUCUCACAGAUCGACUUCAGGCUAUUUGUCCACCUUGUUUGGCCUCUUUUUAUCUCAUUCAGCAACCUUCUAGAUCUUCUCCUGUUUAUCUAUUGAAGUUUUGUAGCCUUGAUCGAAAGGGAUUGUUACAUGAUGUAACUAGAGUCCUCUCUCAGCUUGAACUUACAAUUCAAAAGGUGAAAGUCACCACUACCCCUGAUGGAAGAGUAUUGGACCUCUUUUUCAUAACUGAUAACUUGGAACUUAUGCACACAAAAAAGAGACGAGAUGAAACAUGUGAUAGAUUGAAUGCAGUUCUGGGAGGCUCGUGUAUCAGCUGCGAACUUCAAUUGGCAGGUCCGGAGUAUGAAUGUAAUCAGGGUAUCUCUUCUCUUUCUCCUGCUUUAGCAGAGGAGCUGUUUCGAUGUGAUUUGUCAGAUAAUGAGGUUCGUUCUCAAGCUCUUAGCCCAGAUAUGACGAAGUUGAAGAAAACCAAUGUAACACUAGACAACUCCUUAAGCCCAGUUCAUACUCUAGUUCAAAUACGAUGUGCUGAUCACAAGGGUCUUCUUUAUGACAUUAUGAGAACUUUGAAGGACAUGAAUAUAAAGAUUUCCUAUGGCCGAUUUUCGCCCAAUGCCAUGGGGUAUCGUGAUUUAGACAUAUUUAUUCAGCAGAAAGAUGGGAAAAAGAUUCUGGAUCCGGAGAAGCAGAGUGGUCUCUGCUUUCGUUUGAAACUGGAAAUGCUUCAUCCAUUGCGAGUAAUCAUUACAAACAGAGGACCAGAUACUGAAUUAUUGGUUGCUAAUCCCGUUGAGCUAUCUGGAAAGGGAAGACCUCGAGUUUUUUAUGAUGUCACAUUUGCUCUCAAAACACUUGGAAUUUGCGUUUUCUCGGCUGAAGUGGGAAGGCAUUCAGCAUUAGAACAUGAAUGGGAGGUGUACAGAUUUCUCUUGGAUGAUAACUGUGAGUUUCAAUUAACAAGUGUUGUUGCUAGAAAUCAGAUUGUUGAUAGGGUUAGAAGAACCUUGAUGGGUUGGUGA